Colletotrichum spaethianum is the source of this 1173-nucleotide messenger RNA. RefSeq lists its product as uncharacterized. Lineage: Eukaryota; Fungi; Ascomycota; Sordariomycetes; Glomerellales; Glomerellaceae. The coding region runs from base 1 to 1173 and encodes 390 amino acids. The transcript is spliced from 2 exons. The record is from RefSeq and is a predicted model, not a curated record.
AUGUCCGCCCCAUCGCCCAACGGCACGCCUGCCCAGCGCGUAGACUGGACGGCCCUCAAGUCGUACAUCGCCGAGAAGGAACGAUUCGAGGCGGAAAACGGCCACCCCGCUCCGCUCAGCGAGACGGAGCUCUCGGCCAUCGCCGUCCUCCUCCGCCCGGCCCCGCGAUCGGACCCGGAGCUCGGGAGCAAGAACUGGCUCGGCCUGCUGAACCAUUUCCAACAGGUUAGGAGCCAAAAGGUCACAUUCACAGACGUGUGCCGCGAGUACCCCCGUCUCGGGAAGGCCCCGGACCUGCGCUGGGCAUGCACGGCAACCUUUGCCAGCACCGGCGACAUCUUUCCGCAGCCUGGCUACGGCGUGGGCACCGACGCCGGCGCGAGCAUGCCGGACUUCCAGAGGAAGCAGGACGCGAAACAGUACGCCGCCAGGGCGGCUUGCGAGUGGCUCAUCGCCAACGGCCAGAUGCUGCCCUCGGGUGAUCUACCAAAGCAGCCCAAGCCCUUCGCGCCAGCCGCCUCAGCCGCCAUUGCUUUUGCUUCCCCGCUGGGCUCUGUUCUUCCUUCCAAGAGGUCACCGCCUAGCUCCCCUUCGGCCGGGGCCAGCGGUUCCUCGACAGCAGCAGCAAGGAAGAGGCAGGACACUCUACCCGCCAGGGCUUCCUCCUCCUCGCCUCCUCACCUCCCAAACAGCAGCGCUGGCGGGAUCAGCGCGCCCAACGUUGCAAAGGAACCCUCAGUCGUAGGCAAGAUAGCACCCUCUCCCCCAACACUAGCGUCCGACUCGGUUUCCUCCUCCGCGACAACAUCCACAGCAAGCACCCCCUCGGCCAAUGCCGGCGUCUCCAUUGCCGAAAGUCCCCCAGCCGCCUCCAACCCCUCAGAACCCUCAAUGUCCCAGAGGGUUCGCGAGCUCUGCGCCCGCCUAAAGUACCCGGUUCCUCACUACAAGCUCACCGAAGACACAACAAUAGCCGGGGGCGACUUCUGGAACGGCCAUGCGGACUUCAGCAACGACCUGCGCGUACCGGAUGACCUGGGCACCGUCUACAAGGUCCUGACGAAGAAGGCGACCAAGGAUCGCAUGUGCGCGGACAUUCUGGCGUGGCUGCUCCACGAGCAGGAGAAGAGGGAUAGGGUGGCCAAGGAGGCGCUGGCGGGGAAAGGGAGAUGA